AUGUCGAACGUCCGCACAUCCACGGGCCCGCAGCAGGAAGUGGCAGGCACGCUGCCCAACAACUACUCGCUCGGCGGCGGCAACAUGAAGGCGGACUACAAGGUGCCGCUCAACGCCGUGCCCAAUCCGGAGGCGGGUCGCGACGACGUCAACACGGGCGGUCGCGGUGGCGAUGUCCUGCGCACCGAAACUCAGGCUCAUGAUAUCGACUUGCCUGCGAACAAGCCACACAUGCACGCGGGUGCUAAUGAGUCGCAUAAGCAGGUGCACUCGUCCCAGUCGGGUCCGGACAAGCCUCGUGUAUAA
Molecule: messenger RNA, 306 nt
Organism: Sporisorium graminicola
Lineage: Eukaryota; Fungi; Basidiomycota; Ustilaginomycetes; Ustilaginales; Ustilaginaceae
Exons: 2
Coding region: 1-306 (101 amino acids)
Source: RefSeq, a predicted model, not a curated record